Molecule: messenger RNA, 1343 nt
Organism: Notothenia coriiceps (black rockcod)
Lineage: Eukaryota; Metazoa; Chordata; Actinopteri; Perciformes; Nototheniidae
Product: nuclear receptor coactivator 1-like
Exons: 2
Coding region: 83-385 (100 amino acids)
Source: RefSeq, a predicted model, not a curated record
AUUGUCUGUGUGCUGCAGCCUGUUCGGUUCGUCAGGACAGAGUGCAGGGCAGGCGUUUGGCCAGCAGGGGGUUUACAACAACAUGAGCAUCACCGUCUCCAUGGCGCCCCGGGGGUCAGGGGUCGGAUCUCUAACCGCCAUGGGGCAGCCGGUGGGCCUCAGCAACAGUAACCUCAGCAACGUGGGCUCAGUGUGCAGCGACCAGCAGGUGCAGCAGGUCCAGGUGUUUGCAGACGUCCAGUGCACCGUGAACCUGGUGGGCAGCGACUCCUCCUACAUGAACGCGGGACCCAUCGGAGCGCCGCCCCCCCAGAAGGGUCCUCAGGGGUCCCAGAACCCAGCAGCCAAUCAGAAGAGCCUCCUCCAGCAGCUGCUCACCGAGUGACGACGCCUCAACGACUCCUCCUCGGCCCCUCUUCUACUCUCCUCUGUCUCACUUGUACACCUCGAAGGCCGGAGCACCAUUAGCCGUCUCUGUCUCACCGCUCGGAUGGAACGAUGGAUUCUUUUGGGAUGCUUUGACGCCCAAAUCAGUGGAGGUUUGGAUUCACUUAGCCUCACCACUUCUGGAUCUUGGUACUUCUUUUGAGAGAAAAGUCAGAAGGAGCAGCAGUGUAUUUAAACCUGCCUGUCUAAUCUGUCUGACAACCUGUCUGUCUGCCUCAGCCUAUCAAAAGGCAGUGUUGUCUUGCUGCUCAUUCCUUGGUGACCUACUUCCUGCUUCCUUAACCCGAGAAAAAAAAACAACUGCAACAUUAUUGUAGAUUUGCCAAGUUGUCGUCACUGUCAAAUCAGGGCCGGGCUCCGUUUAUUUUGUUUCUGUCGCAGCAGCAGCAGUGCAUCUUGGGAGCUUUGAGUUGCAGCAUACAGCUGAGCUCAUCAUUUUUAAAGUGUCGGGGUUAAAGUAUCCCACACGGCAGCCCCUCUGGCUUUUCAUUUGUAUCCUUUAUGUUUUGUUCACUCUACCUGUCUCUCAGCGAUGUGGGAAUGUUAAUGUUUCAGACCUCUGUUGCAUUGUGGGAUAGAAGCUCAGUAUCAGCUGGUUCUGUGACUGUCUCUCUCUAUCAGCUACAGUGCCUUCUACUACAUAUUAUUCUAAAUACGUCUUCUGUUUUUAUUGUUAAAUGAAAUUCUGCUCUCACCGUCAUCAUCACUUUCAUCAUCACUUCAGAACAAGCUUUGACAACAGCCAGCGUGGAUUGGACGGAUGGAUUUGAUGGAUGGGAGACAGAUGGGAUGCUGCUCAGUUUUUACGUGUCUUUCUCCCCCUCCUAACCAAGGGAGGGGGGGUUUUAUUUUUAUCUUUUCAAAGUAUAAGAAAAGAGACUGUUAUGAUUAUUUAA